Molecule: messenger RNA, 7135 nt
Organism: Thunnus maccoyii (southern bluefin tuna)
Lineage: Eukaryota; Metazoa; Chordata; Actinopteri; Scombriformes; Scombridae
Gene: macf1b
Product: microtubule actin crosslinking factor 1b
Exons: 40
Coding region: 613-6963 (2116 amino acids)
Biological process (GO): intermediate filament cytoskeleton organization; hemidesmosome assembly; wound healing
Cellular component (GO): cytoplasm; membrane; hemidesmosome
Molecular function (GO): structural molecule activity; calcium ion binding; microtubule binding
Source: RefSeq, a predicted model, not a curated record
ACCUCCAUGUGAAAACUGCUCUUGGCUGGGAACUGUGGGAGUUCAACUGAGCCGUUGGAAUACAUUGUCUUCAUCUGGGCGCACUAUCCCAUCGGCGGCAUUAACAAGGAAGGAAUUCCUCUAUCACAGCUCCCACAACAAAGAAGAAAGAGAGAGGAGCAGAGCUGGUGGGAGGAGAAGUGAAGUGAGGGGAGGGGAGGGGUGCAGUGUGAGGGGAGAGGAGGACAUUGUUUGCCUGUGACUGUGGGCAACAGAAAAGCAUGAGUUAUCAGGGCAUGUGUGAGUGUGUUUAGAAAGUGUGUUUGUAUGUGAGCAUGUGUGAAUGAGUGGACUUGAUUGAGUGUGCGUUGGAGGGAGCAUGCAUGUGUAUGUGUAUGUGAGGAGUCUUCAGUUUGGGAUGUUGGGAGCUGGGAGGCCGUUCAAAGGAUGCUCAAACAAAGCUGGAUUUUUUUUUUCUUUCACUCCUUUUUGAAUGGUGAUUGAGGACUGGCUGGAUUCCUUUACUCAUGCUGUUGGGCUCUGCUUCAGGGUAGCUGAAGGAUCUUCCGCAUGCAUGGCCGAGGGGCCUUACCUCACCUAUUACUACCUCACUAGCCUCUGGGCUGAAGGAUUAUGGGUAACCUCAUCAGCAGGCCCAGCUGCCUGGGCCAGAAGUCCAAGCAUGUGAGGUCAGAUGAGGACUUCCUGAAGGAGUGCUACCAACGACGAAGAGAGUGGCAGCCACAGGAGCAACAUGGGGAGGCCAAAGGACAAGAUGUUGUCAAAGACAAAGACAAGGAGGAUACGAACAAGGAAAGAGAGGUAGAGAGAGACAAGGGGGCACAGGAAAUAGAUCUUAAGAGGGAGGAGGGGGCUCAUACUCCCGUUUCGGACAAACUCCUCCGCAGCUCCCCUGCUUCCACAAUCAGGAGCACCAGUACUCUGGAUAAUGCCUGGCAUAGCAGCCCUUCUCCAAUAAAAACAUCCCGGAAUGGGACACUAACAAGGAGAAUGGUGCCUCCAGAGUUUGCCAGAUCUCCUCUGGCUCACCCUGACAAGAACGCUGCAGAGAGAAGGGCCAGCUUCCAGAGAAGAGACUCUAGAGAAGGCAGUCCCUGGUCCUGGAAGACUGUGGCAUCACGUGAGGUUACGGAGGUGACGGAAGUGACAGAAACAAUCGUAACUGAAAUCGUUGAAGUGACAGAGUAUCCAGCAGGAGAUAAAGGAGGGGAUCCUAUAGUCACCAGAACUGUUAGAGUCCUCAAUGGAGUCGCUGAGGAACUCGCUCAGCUCCAAAGUGAUGGGCACUCAAGCUCAGACCAGGAUUCCUGCCUCGAUAAAUGGAGUGGAACAAGAUCUACCUUGGCACUGCGGGAUGUGUCUACAGAUUGUGAGACAUUCCUCCAAAACCUGGAAUCAUUGCUCACAUGGGUAUAUGAGAUAGAGGAGCUCACAGCCAAUCAGAAACCACCAUCCUCAGAGGUCAAAGUGGUGAAAGCACAGCUUCAAGAACAAAAGCUCUUGCAACGCCUUCUAGCCGACCGACGGCGCAGCAUGGACACAAUGAUGUUGGAGGGCCCUCGCCUGGUGGAGGCCCACCCAGGAGAGGAGGGGGAGCAGGCAAAGGUCAAGCUCUCCACUCUCAAACAGAAGUGGGAGGCCUUACAGCUGGAGGCAGAGCAAAGGAGGGCGAGUCUGGAGCUCAUUCUGCCCAGGGCCCAGCUCUUCCAGGACGGAGUAGAGAGCCUGCAGCAAUGGCUCAUAUCUGUGGAACAGGUACUAGCGGAACUACGCAAUGCAGAGAGAGUGAUGCUGCAUCUCUCAGAGGCCACAGAUCGGGCCAAGGCUGUUGUUGAAGAGAUUCAAGUCAAAACUGCUGACCUAGGAAAAAUACAGAAGUCAGGUCAUGAUCUAAUGGAAGCAAUCUCAGAGGAGGAGGCCCAGCAGGUGCAGGAGAAGAUGGAUGCUCUGCGUAUCCGUUGCUCUGUGCUGAGUCUGAGCAGUCUGGAUGUGCUGCAGAGGCUGGAGCAGGCCCUGGAGGCCUCUAGUCGCUGUACAUCCAGCCAGGAGGACCUUCAUCUGUGGCUGGGCCGCAUCGAAAGGGAGCUUCUGGGGGCAGCAGGAGCACAGACACAUGCCGGAGAUGCAGUACUAUGUUCAGCUGAGAGACAGAGGCUGGAACAGGCGGUGGUGAAAGAGAUGGCUUGGUUCAGAGACACAGCGCUAAGUCUUGAAAAGCUGAAAACCAUUAAUCUGGACCCAGAGCUCAUAUCUGAACAACUCUAUGAGCAGAAGAUUUUGGCUGUGGAGAUUCUCCAGCACAGGUUCAACAUUGAGAAGAUGGUGAAGAUUGCUGAAAUCUUGUUAACAUACAGUGAUGAAGGGGAAACAGGCGAUCUGCAGACCCCAUUAGAGGCCUUACAGGAACAAUGCAACACCACCUCAGCCACCAAUUCCCAUGUGGUCCUGCAGCUUGAGCAUGCUCAAUCACUUCUUCUCCAGUUCUCAGAGGGCCUCGCUGAGGUUUCACCCUGGCUAGAAGAAACUCAAACCCUUAUUGGCCAGCUCUCCCUGAGCACAAUUAGCUAUGAAGCAUUUCGGGAACAACAGGAUCUCUUACAGGGUCUGAGGGAGUCUAUAGCAGAACACAGACCCUUGAUUGCACGCUUAUGCUCUCUGGCAAAGCGCUUGUCAGAGCUAAACCCCACUCAGGGGGAUGAGUUCUGUCGCAAAGCUACAGAGGCCGAGGAACAGCAUAGAGCCAUUAGAGACCGGGUCAAGGAGACUGCCAAUCUACUCGAGGAGUCUCUACCUCGAUUCACACAGCUGAAUGAGAGGAUGACUCUUAUCAGAGAAAGUCUUGACCGCCUGUGCAGUCGCAUGCAGACUCCCACCUCCCUUCAAGGCCUCACGCCGAGGAUCCAGGAGCAGCUGCAGGAUAACAAGUACACCCUGACUGAGCUGUCCAAGCUGGAACUGGGCCUCACCAGUAUCAAGACACAGGCGGACGAGCUGCUGGCUAACACACAGGCAGCUGGUGAUGGAUCCAUAGGCACAGCAAUCCAGGAGCGAGUGUCCAGCCUAUCCCAGCUGUGGGAUGAGACACAUGCUCAGGCCCAGGAGAAGGAAAGCUGGCUGCUCAAACUCUUGGAUCUCGCCAUGAAGUUCUGGAGUGAUGUCAGCGAUGUCACGGCUGCUCUCAAUGAUGCUCAGCAGGCAGUUUUGGAUCUCAACGCAAGUCGGACAGAUUCCGAAACAAUCCGCCAGAGCCUUGAAACCAUGCAGACUCUCAGGGAGGAUAUUGACAGUUUACAAGGAGAUUUGGACACUCUUGGUGUUCUGGGAAUGGACCUGAUGUCAGCAUGUGGAGAUACAGACAAACCAGAUGUCACAAAGAGUCUAGAUGAACUCUAUUGUACAUGGAACAACCUGAGCAAACUGUGGAAUGAAUGUCACAAAAAGCUGGAGGAGGCCUUGCAGAUGGCCUUACACUAUCAAGACACUAUGCAGGGUCUUUUUGAGUGGUUGAAGUCAGCUGAGCUGAGGUCUACUGAAGAGUUCAUGGUAGGAACUGACCUGGAAUCAGUCAAAGAGCAGCUGCGUGAUUUCAAGGAAUUUAAGCGAGAACUCUACCAGAAGAAGAUCGAGAUAGAAAGCCUGAACCAUCGCUUUGUGUGCCGGUUGUCUCCUGGCUCAGAGCGUCCAGGCUCUGUCUCACCGCUGUGUGACUUUAGACUGCGCUGGGACAGCCUGGAGUCAGAGACUGUCAGCAGACAGCAUCAGCUGGAGUGUGCUCUGCUGGGUCUGGGUCAGUUCCAAAACACACUGGAUGAGCUGCACACAUGGCUGGCCCGCACCGCUGAACAACUGCAGGGCAGCCAGCCAAUCAGCAUCGACCUGCAGGCCUGUGAAAUAGAGCUGGCUAAACACAAGGUCUUGCAUAAUGAUGUCAUGUCCCAUGCCCGCACGAUGGAGUCCCUGAACCAGGCAGGCAGGGGGCUGCUGGAGGUUGGGUCUGGGGACAGCUCACACGGUCUACAGUCUCAACUGGAGCAACUCAAUGAAAGCUGGGAGUUUGUCCGCUGUGAGACCGAACGCAGGCAGCUGGAAUUAGAGAACAGACUCAGUCAGGUGCAAGAUGUUACAAUGGAGAUUCAGGACCUUCUGCAGUGGCUGGAGAACACAGACCUGAGACUCUCGUCCUUCAAAACCAUGUGGGGUAUGCCAGACUCUGCUGCUGAAAGGCUCAACGCACACUUGGAGUUGUGCAAUGAGAUGGAGUCAAAGCUCCACGCCUACACAGAUGUGAAGAAUGCCAUCCACAGGAUGCUGGAAAGAAGCAAUGUUGUGCGGGGCUCGAGCACUGAACACAGCAUGUCUAUUCUUGAACAGAAAUGGGCAUCUGUUUACAGCAAAGUCCAGGAGCGAAAGGCAAAGCUUACCAAAGGAUUGAGUCUGGCCAAGGAGUUCCACAGCAAUGUCCAGGAACUACUCACUAAGAUGACUAAGUGUGAGGAGUCAAUUGGACUUCUUCCUGCUCCCAGCUUCGUUCUGGACACAGUUUGUACUCAGCUGCAGGAUCACAGAACACUGGUGAAUGAGGUGAACGUUUACGGUGAGAAGAAGAUAACUGUGGAAAAUGCAGGCUGUAGACUAACAGAACUGAGCAGGAAGGAAGACUGUGAUGUUAUUCAUAACCUAAUCAUGACAGUCCAGGAUCGCUACAAAAAGCUACAGCAACGCACUUCAGAAAGAGGCAGGAUGCUGGAGGAGGUCAAAAAGAAUGCCAAACAGUUUAAUGAAUCUUGGCGCCUACUAGUGGACUGGAUGACGGAGGUAGAACAAACAUUAGACACACAUAAAGAGAUUGCAGUGUCCCACGAGGAGAUUAAACAGCAACUGACUGAGCAGAAGGAGUUCCAGAAACUGCUGAGAUCAAAGCGGCCCAUGUACGAGGCCACGCUGAAGAGUGGCCGCAGCCUUCAUGAAAGAGCCCAAACCAGCCACGACAGACAGCAUGUGGAAAACCUCCUUGCUGAACUCAAAGACACAUGGGACACAAUCAGUGGCAAGUCUAUGGAGAGACAACAUAAGCUAGAGGAAGCAUUGCUGUUCUCAGGCAGAUUCACCGAUGCUCUCCAGGCCCUGAAUGACUGGUUGUAUAGGGCAGAGCCACAACUAGCUGAGGAUGUUCCUGUCAGUGGAGACAAGGACAUGGUCAACAAUCUGAUUGACAAACACAAGGCAUUCCAAAAGGAGCUGGGGAAGCGAGCUGGGUGCAUUAGGACCCUGAAGCGCUCUGUGAGGGAUCUGACCAGGAGUAGCACAGCUGAUGCUCACUGGCUGCAGGAGCAGAUGGAUGAACUGGAGGGCCGCUGGGAGGCAGUGUGCAAGCUGUCAGUCAGCAAACAGGACAGACUGGAGGUUGCACUUCAGCAGGCUGAGAAGUUUGAUGGUCUUGUCCACUCUUUCAUGGAGCGCCUCACUGAGGCAGAGAGAAUAUUGAAAUAUGGGGUCAUACCAGAGGAGGAGGAAGGUUUGCUUGCCUUCCGCAAACAACACGAGGAGUCAAUGGCUGCCUUGCAGGCUCAGGUGGUGGAGUUACAGAACAUCCGGUGUCUGGGUGAAGAGAUCCUGGCCUCUUGUCACCCAGAUUCCAUAAUCACCCUCAAAUCUUGGAUGAGUGUCACCAAGACCCGCUAUGAGGAGGUUCAGACAUGGGCCCAGCAGCAGGGCCAGAAGAUCCAGACCAGCUUGUCAGCACUGGAGGCAGAGAGAGAGGAAGUCCAGAGGUUGUUGGACUGGAUCUCCUCUGCAGAGGAAGCCCUCGACCUCAGAGACCAAGAGCCACUGCCUGAGACUAUGGAGCAGAACCAAGAACUCAUUGAGCAGCACAGGGUAUUCAUGGAGGAGUUGAAUAAAAAGUUCCCAGAGGUUGAGCAUGCUACAAAAUCCUGCAAACACAAAAGCAUUUCUAAACAGCAGAUUUCCCCCAGCAAACGGCCACUCACAAAGAGGAGGAGCACUCUGAAGCUGCAGCCUGCUGCACCGAUUCCUCUGGAGCACCUUGACCCCCAGACUCCACAGCUCAGUCAGCUGGUCAGUCGCUGGCAGAAACUUUGGCUGCUGGCUGUGGCGAGACAAAGCCGUCUGGAACAACACCAGCAAACACUCAAAGAGAUGGAAGAAUUUGCAAACUUUGACUUCAAUAUUUGGCGAAAACGUUACAUGCAGUGGAUCAGUCAUUUGAAGUCUCGGAUCUUGGAUGUGUUCCGCAGCAUCGACCGGGACCAGGAUGGACGCAUCAGCCAGAAGGAGUUUGUCGACUAUGUCCUCGCUUCUAAAUUUCCCACCAACUCUCUAGAGAUGAAUGCGGUGGCAAACAUCUUUGACAUGAACAGCGACGGCUUCAUCGACUACUAUGAGUUUGUGAGUGCACUCCAUCCAAGCAGAGAUCCCUACAGGAAAACAUUGGAUGUAGACCAUAUCAAUGAGGAGGUGAGCCGACAGGUGUCUCAGUGUAACUGUCCCAAGAGGUUCCAAGUGGAGCAAAUAAGUGCCAAUAGAUACAGGUUUGGAGAUUCCCAACAGUUGCGGAUGGUUCGGAUCCUGCGUAGCACGCUGAUGGUCAGGGUGGGAGGAGGCUGGACUGCUCUAGAUGAGUUCCUGGUUAAAAAUGAUCCCUGCAGAGUAAAAGGUCGGACCAACCUGAAGAUCAAGGAGAAGUACUUGUCUCCUGCAGGAAGCACUUCCAAGGGUUUGACUGUCAGCAGGUCCAACUCAAGCCUCAGCCUCUACAGCAGUGCCUCCGCCCCCACCAGCCCUAUGACACGCAAGGCAUUACUGCGCAGGAGUUUCUCAGGUGACCGCUGCAUUCGUCCCAGGAGCUCCAUAGCUGCUUUGGGAUCUGAUCUACAGUUUGUCACAACAGGGGAAGGCAACUUUCCCUCACCAUCAGACGAAGCUGAGAGGUUACCCACAUGAUUACCUCUGCCUCUGAGCACCACAUGUAUGCUGCAGUGCUUAACCCAAACACAGCCUUGAGGCCUCGAAACAGCGAUAGAGGGGUCAAAAAAACAACGCAUCAGUCACAUCAGAAAAGCAGACGCUGAAGAAAAAUUACAGAAAAGGUCACCAGUGGUGAUGCUAAAGGGUC